This is a messenger RNA of Carlito syrichta (Philippine tarsier), 5560 nucleotides long. It is a transcript of the gene KCNT2, whose product is annotated as potassium sodium-activated channel subfamily T member 2. Gene Ontology annotation, molecular function: intracellular sodium-activated potassium channel activity. The record is from RefSeq and is a predicted model, not a curated record. The transcript has 25 exons. NCBI's taxonomy places the organism in Eukaryota, Metazoa, Chordata, Mammalia, Primates, Tarsiidae. Bases 258 to 3128 code for a protein of 956 amino acids. Gene Ontology annotation, biological process: potassium ion transport. Gene Ontology annotation, cellular component: membrane.
AUAUCUUUUGGGUGAACAGAAGUCUACCUUUGUGGGGCUUACAGGUUUCAGUGGCAUUGAUAAGUCUAUUUGAAACAAUACUACUUGGCUAUCUUAGUUAUAAGGGAAACAUCUGGGAACAGAUUUUACGAAUACCCUUCAUCUUGGAAAUAAUUAACGCGGUUCCCUUCAUUAUCUCAAUAUUCUGGCCUUCCUUAAGGAAUCUAUUUGUCCCGGUCUUUCUAAACUGUUGGCUUGCCAAACAUGCCUUGGAAAAUAUGAUUAACGAUCUACACAGAGCCAUUCAGCGUACACAGUCUGCAAUGUUUAAUCAAGUUUUGAUUUUAAUAUCUACAUUACUAUGCCUUAUCUUCACUUGCAUUUGUGGAAUCCAACAUCUGGAACGAAUUGGAAAGAAGCUGAAUCUCUUUGACUCACUUUAUUUUUGCAUUGUGACAUUUUCUACUGUGGGCUUUGGGGAUGUCACUCCUGAAACAUGGUCCUCCAAGCUUUUUGUUGUUGCUAUGAUCUGUGUUGCUCUUGUGGUUCUGCCUAUACAGUUUGAACAGCUGGCGUAUUUGUGGAUGGAGAGACAAAAGUCAGGUGGAAACUAUAGUCGACAUAGAGCUCAAACUGAAAAGCAUGUUGUUCUGUGUGUCAGCUCACUGAAGAUCGAUUUACUUAUGGAUUUUUUAAAUGAAUUCUAUGCUCAUCCAAGACUACAGGAUUAUUAUGUGGUGAUUUUGUGUCCUACUGAAAUGGAUGUGCAAGUUCGAAGGAUACUCCAGAUUCCAAUGUGGUCCCAAAGAGUCAUCUACCUUCAAGGUUCAGCCCUUAAAGAUCAAGACCUAUUGAGAGCAAAGAUGGAUGACGCUGAGGCCUGUUUUAUUCUGAGCAGCCGUUGUGAAGUAGAUAGGACAUCAUCUGAUCACCAAACAAUUUUGAGAGCAUGGGCUGUGAAAGAUUUUGCUCCAAAUUGUCCUUUGUAUGUCCAGAUACUAAAGCCUGAAAAUAAAUUCCAUAUCAAAUUUGCUGAUCAUGUUGUUUGUGAAGAAGAGUUUAAAUACGCCAUGUUAGCUUUAAACUGUAUAUGCCCAGCAACAUCUACACUUAUUACACUACUGGUUCAUACCUCUAGAGGGCAAGAAGGCCAGCAAUCGCCAGAACAAUGGCAGAAGAUGUACGGGAGAUGCUCUGGGAAUGAAGUUUACCACAUUGUUUUGGAAGAAAGUACAUUUUUUGCUGAAUAUGAAGGAAAGAGCUUUACAUAUGCCUCUUUCCAUGCACACAAAAAGUUUGGUGUCUGCUUGAUUGGUGUUAGAAGGGAGGAUAAUAAAAACAUUUUGCUGAAUCCAGGCCCUCGAUACAUUAUGAAUGCUACAGACAUAUGUUUUUAUAUUAAUAUUACCAAAGAAGAGAAUUCAGCAUUUAAAAACCAAGACCAGCAGAGAAAAAGCAAUGUGUCAAGGUCAUUUUAUCACGGACCUUCCAGAUUACCUGUACAUAGCAUAAUUGCCAGCAUGGGUACUGUGGCUAUAGACUUGCAAGAUACAAGCUGUAGAUCAGCAAGUGGCCCUACCCUGUCUCUUCCUGUAGAGGGAAGCAAAGAAAUAAGAAGACCCAGCAUUGCUCCUGUUUUAGAGGUUGCAGAUACAUCAUCAAUUCAAACAUGUGAUCUUCUAAGUGACCAAUCAGAAGAUGAAACUACGCCAGAUGAAGAUAUUUCUUCAAACUUAGAGUAUGCUAAAGGCUACCCACCUUACUCUCCAUAUAUAGGAAGUUCACCUACUUUUUGUCAUCUCCUUCAUGAAAAAGUGCCAUUUUGCUGCUUAAGAUUAGACAAGAGUUGCCAACAUAACUACUAUGAGGACGCAAAAGCCUAUGGAUUCAAAAAUAAACUAAUUAUAGUUGCAGCUGAAACAGCUGGAAAUGGAUUGUAUAACUUUAUUGUUCCUCUCAGGGCAUAUUAUAGACCAAAGAAAGAACUUAAUCCCAUAGUACUGCUAUUGGAUAACCCGCCAGAUAUGCAUUUUCUGGAUGCAAUCUGUUGGUUUCCAAUGGUUUACUACAUGGUGGGCUCUAUUGACAACCUAGAUGACUUACUCAGGUGUGGAGUGACCUUUGCUGCCAACAUGGUGGUUGUGGACAAGGAGAGCACCAUGAGUGCUGAGGAAGACUACAUGGCAGAUGCCAAAACCAUUGUGAAUGUGCAGACGCUUUUCAGGUUGUUUUCCAGUCUAAGUAUUAUCACAGAACUUACUCACCCAGCCAACAUGAGAUUCAUGCAAUUCAGAGCCAAAGACUGUUAUUCUCUUGCUCUUUCAAAAUUGGAAAAGAAAGAACGGGAGAGAGGCUCUAAUUUGGCCUUUAUGUUCCGGCUGCCUUUUGCUGCUGGGAGGGUGUUUAGCAUCAGCAUGUUGGACACUCUUCUAUAUCAGUCAUUUGUGAAAGAUUAUAUGAUUUCUAUCACCAGACUUCUCUUGGGACUGGACACUACACCAGGAUCAGGGUUUCUUUGUUCUAUGAAAAUCACUGAGGAUGACUUAUGGAUCAGAACUUAUGCCAGACUUUAUCAGAAGUUGUGUUCUUCCACUGGAGAUGUGCCCAUUGGAAUCUACAGGACUGAAUCUCAGAAACUUACUACAUCUGAGUCCCAAAUCUCUAUCAGUGUAGAAGAGUGGGAAGACACCAAAGACACUAAGGAACAAGGGCAUCACCGCAGCAACCACCGUAACUCAACUUCCAGUGACCAGUCGGAUCACCCCUUGCUGCGAAGAAAGAGCAUGCAGUGGGCCCGAAGAUUGAGCAGAAAAGGCCCCAAGCACUCUGGUAAAACAGCUGAAAAAAUAACCCAGCAGCGACUGAACCUCUACAGGAGGUCAGAAAGACAAGAGCUUGCUGAACUUGUGAAAAAUAGAAUGAAACACUUGGGUCUUUCUACAGUGGGAUAUGAUGAAAUGAAUGAUCAUCAAAGUACCCUCUCCUACAUCCUGAUUAACCCAUCUCCAGAUACCAGAAUAGAGUUGAACGAUGUUGUAUACUUAAUUCGACCAGAUCCACUGGCCUACCUUCCAAACAGUGAACCCAGUCGAAGAAACAGCAUCUGCAAUGUUACUGGUCAGGACUCUCGAGAGGAAACUCAACUUUGAUUUUUAAAAAAAGAGAGCGAGAGAGAGAAACUUUUUUUUUUUUCUAAAAGGAUCUUGCUUGAAACAACAAAAGGGUUGCUAGUAUGAAAGAACCUAGAUUGGAAUAUACUUAAUCCUCUCACAUUUAAAAACAAUCUAUUCUCUUAGAAGUGAAGGUCAUUUUGAAACUUAAUAUAUUACUUAUUGGUACUCCCCUAUUAAUAGAAAGGCAAAAAUGGAAUAACUUUGAAAACUUAAAACACAAAAUUUUCAGUCUGUUAUUUAAUUGUUUUCUAUUAAUCCAAAAUAUAUGAAAAAAAUUUAAAUUGUUAAGGUUUUAAGAAAGUAGACAAACUUUAAAUAUAUUUGGUGCAUCACAAUGGACACAGAAAGUUGCUGCUCCUCUUACAAAUUCUUUAAACUUGCAGUUUUUAUAAAAUCAAGCUCAUCAUAAAUGUCUAGUCUUCUCUACAUAGAGAUAAAUCAGUGAACUUGUGUGACUGACUUUCAUGUAAGAAUCAUAGUUUGCUUUAGAAUGCAGAUCUUUAAGUCAUUUUAACCUUUUUUUCUCUGCCUUUUUAUAUACCAUCAUAGUCAUCUUAGAAUUUGAGAUGUUCAUAGCAUGUUUUAUUACACUGAAGAAACUAAAACAAACAAAAAGAAAUCCUGCACUUUUUGGUAACUUUAUGUCUAGCAAACAUUUUAUGCCAAGAAAAGUAUACUAAAAGGUUAAUAUCUAUUAUUCUCUUAAAAGAAUGCCUAGCAUAGAGAAAAUACUUAAUACACAUGUGUUGACUUAAAUUUAAUUCAAGAAUUGAAACAUUAACUGGACUGAUGGAAAUAUGCUGUAAUGAUUUUAACUAGACUCUUGAGCUUUAACAGUUUUCAUAUAUCUAUAUAAUAAAUUUUAUUAGAAAAAUGCUUUUAAAUUGACAGAGAUAAUUUAUACCUUUUAUGAACUCCAAAGACACUUCAAAACAUUAAAAAUCCCCCUAUGUACUUGAUAUUGAAAUAAUUACACUCAGAAAUAGUGUUUUACACAAUUUUAUUUAAUUUUGAAAAGUCAUCUAUAGGAACUAUAUUUUAACAUUGUUAUGAAAAAGCAUAAAAUAAAAAUAAACAGUUUUUGGCCUUUACAUUUAAGACAAAUCAUGCAGAAUUUGACAGUUACAAAUUGAAAUGUAAACUGACCCUUGGUGACACCAAUGCUUUUAUCUGUAUUGCUUUAUUCUCCUACAGAAGUAGACCAGAAAAGCACAAGAGAAUGUGUAUAUAGUUUGCCAGGUAAUUCAGGUAAUUGAAUUGUGUUAAGAUGCUUCUGUGGGAAAGGCAUCGAUCAAUUUAAAAAUAUAUCAUUCUUCUAAUUUUGUAUUUUUCUUUACUUCUGAAUUUGACAUUUGUUUUAAUUCAACAAAAAAUAGGACAUGUAAGACUAGAAAGAGACAUUUUGUCCUCUCUUUUCAUAAUAUUCCUCUCUGUUAUUUAAAGAAGAUCAAUUUAAAGGAUAAAACAUUAAAAAAAGUCUAAUGUUCUUUCAAUAAUUCUUCUGAAAUAAAAGUAUACAAUAUACAAUGUGAAAUAAAAGAUUAUAGCCAUUAUAUAAUUUGGCUUAGAAAAUAUAAAAUGCUUUUUUUUUCUUUUAAGUAUUUUACGUUACCUACAUUUUAGAAUAACAAGAACAUCAAGAAUUGCCCCUACAAGAGAGUGAGCUUAUCUUUAAUUUUCUUUUAUCAGAGAAGAGAAUCUAUAACAAGUUACUUUAAAUUGGGAGCAUGCCUUAAAACUUAAAGAUUGUAUGCCUAUAUGUGUAUAUGCUAGAGACAUGUGAAAUAUAUUUGACAAACACACAUAUUCACAUGUAAAUUGUUAAAGCUGAAGGCAGAAUUGAACAAAUAUAUGUAACAAAGAAAAAAAUUAAUUUAAUAAACUGGUUUUAUAUUUGCACAUAAGUAGUCAAGUAUGAUGUUUCUCUGAGUUGACUUUUUUUACUUCAUUGCAGUUAUUUUGGGGAACAUAAGAUUUUACAAAUCUUUUCUUUCCCCACAAAAUCUGAAGUUUAAUUUUUUUUUUUGCAUUAUGACAGUUGUCAAGACAAGGAUUUUAACUUAGAUAUGAUUAUUUGUAUCCAUAUAACUAAAUUUUUGUCUCAUAAAUAUUAAAAUAUAAGUUUUGACUAUAAACAUGAAUCAAAAUUUAGUAUUUGGCACAAUUCAUACCAGCUUCCUAUAAUAAUAGUUUGUAUCUCUGUUAUUUAAAGAAUAAAAACAUGCUUUUAGAAGACUUUGUUGCCUUCUUAAAAUAAUUAUACUUGCACAUGAAAAUAAAACAUAAAGUCAGUAAUAGCCCUGUUGCCCGAUGAGAGUUGAUUAUGUUUACCAUCUAUGUACCAUUUUGCUACCAGUUACACUAAAUUGCUUUAAAUUAAAUAAUAAAAUUAUUUCCAAUGAUAAAAA